Molecule: messenger RNA, 3082 nt
Organism: Nerophis lumbriciformis (worm pipefish)
Lineage: Eukaryota; Metazoa; Chordata; Actinopteri; Syngnathiformes; Syngnathidae
Source: RefSeq, a predicted model, not a curated record
ACAUCCACACGUUCUUUCUUCCAGUUCAUCUCCGAGCGCGUUAGCCGCUAGUUGGACAGGUUCUGUGCACACAGCGCCACACCCUCCUGCAGAAGAAAGGAGGAGGGGAGGAAGAAGGGGGUUAUUAGUGGGAGCACACAGGGGGCGGAGCUUGAAGGGGGGGAAGGUGAAGAGUGUUUGAAGGUGUUGAGGAGAUCCAACAAGUGUCAUGCGGCUCUGAAGGCUACUAACAGAAAACCUGUUUUCAGAUGCCGGUGCGUGGAUGUGUGUGUACUCGCAGCCAUGGACGGCGUGUUGGAUGGCGCGUCGAUGCUGUGCGUCUUCAAACUGGUGUGCAGUCUCCUCUUCCUGCCCUCGCUGGCCACCUCCCGCAGCCCCAUCGGCUUCUGCGGCUGCUGCAUCCUCUUCUUCACCGACUUCAUGGUCACAGUCUUCGUGAGCUGCCUGAGCCUCUUCUCGUCAUGGCUGACGGAGCUGAGUCUUCCUCCCGACGUCAUCGCCCUGCGCUUCCUACUCUUCCUCAGUCACACCUACGGCGCCGUCCUGCUGCUGACCACGCCCCUCCUCACCGUGGAGACCCUGCUCAGACUCCUGCGGCCCGCGGCACAGCACCCGAGCGAGGCCACCCCCGGGGAGGCGGGCGAGGACGCGAAGGCCUGGCGGUCCCGGGCCACCAGCUACGCGUGCUGCCUGGCCGUGUGGGUGGCGGUGGCGCUCAGCGUGCAGUGUCGCUGGCGAUCGGAGGAGGUGAGGCAGAUGGCGUGUUUGCGGGCCAGCGGCUCCUUGCUGAGGUGUCUGCCCAACCUGCUCAGCCCAGUGCCCAGCGCCGUGCACCCCUGCUGGGGCAUGGCCUUCCUCUACCUGCUGCUACUGCUCAUCCUCCUCUCCUCCCGCCUACACGGCUGCCACACCCUCACGGAGCCUCAUCACCAUGACGAGUGCGACCACCCGCUGGCGCUGGCCUGCGAGGAGCCGCCGCUCUUGUUCAUCGUGGGGGAGUCGCAGCACCCCCGCGCGGGCGUCCCCCACCCGGGGGUGAACGUGACCAUCGCCCUGGCGGCCGUUCUCGCCGCCUUCAUGCUGCCGCUCUACCUGGGCGUCAACAUCCUGCUGCUCAGGAGCGUGGAGGCCCUGCUGGACGUGGGCGUGCGCUUGUUGCUCUUCUCCACGCCGCCCGACCCCCGGGGUCACGUCACGCUCGCAUGACGAGGGGAUUAUUAUCAUCACUAUUAUGGGAUUAAUGACUGGCUACUCACGUGGGGGAAAGCUGCUGAGUCGGCAAAUUGCGGCACGACGAGCUCGUUAUUUCUCGCCGCUCCUCGGGGGGGAAAUAAUCCUCUAAUGAGGCGUGGCCGUGAAAACUAUCAGGGAGGAGCGAAGCAAUUCAAAGACACUGAUUGGUCGGUUUAAACAGGAGGGCGGGGCCAAAGUGAUUCGACUCAUGUGUUUAAAAUGAGGCACAAAAGUUUUUUUUUCACCGGAGACUCUGAUUGGUUGGAUGACACAUGAAGGCGGGGCCAAUGUGGUUCGACACGUGACGUAACAUGAGGGGAACUGGUGGACACAAUUAGGUGUAAAAAAAACAACAACGCCAGAACAUUUAAAAUGUGAAAAAAUGUACAUAAAUAUGUGUUUUUUUGGCAGGUAUUUUUGUUUUUUUCCUGAAAUAUUUAAAGGGGAACUGCACUUUUUUUUGGAGAAUUGUGUCUAUCAUUCACAAUACAUGGUAGACAAUAACAUGUUAGAAACAAUUCAAAAGGCACUGAUUGGUCGGUUUAAACAGGAGGGCGGGGCCAAAGUGGUUCGAUUCAGGUGUUUAAAAUGAGGCACAAAAGUUCGUAUGAAAGGUUUUUUUUUUUUUUUUUGGAAGGUUUUAACACCGUAGACUCUGAUUGGUUGGAUGACACAUGAAGGCGGGGCCAAUGUGGGUCGACACGUGACGUCACAUGAGGGGAAAUGGUGGACAAAAUUAGGUGUAAAACUACAACACCAGAACAUUUAAAGUGUAAAAAAAUGUACAUAAAUAUGUAUUAAAAUAAAGUGUUUUUUGGCAGGUAUUUCGUUUUUUUCCUCUGAAAUAUUUAAAGGGGAACUGCACUUUUUUUUCGGGAAUUGUGUCUAUCAUUCACAAUACAUGGUAGACAAUAAAAUGUUUAUUAGGGAGGAGCGAAACAAUUCAAAAGGCACUGAUUGGUCGGUUUAAACAGGAGGGCGGGGCCAAAGUGGUUCGACUCAGGUGUUUAAAAUGAGGCACAAAAGUUGGUAUGAAAGGUUUUUUUUUUUUUUUUUGGAAGGUUUUAACAUGAUUGGUUGGAUGACACAUGAAGGCGGGGCCAAUGUGGUUCGACACGUGACGUAACAUGAGGGGAAAUAGUGGACACAAUUAGGUGUAAAACUACAACACCAGAACAUUUAAAGUGUAAAAAAAUGUACAUAAAUAUGUAUUAAAAUAAAGUGUUUUUUUGGCAGGUAUUUCGUUUUUUCCCCUGAAAUAUUUAAAGGGGAACUGCACUUUUUUGGGGGGAAUUGUGUCUAUCAUUCACAAUACAUGGUAGACAAUAAAAUGUUUAUUAGGGAGGAGCGAAACAAUUCAAAAGGCACUGAUUGGUCGGUUUAAACAGGAGGGCGGGGCCAAUGUGGUUCGACUCAGGUGUUUAAAAUGAGGCACAAAAGUUCGUAUGAAAGUUUUUUUUUUUUUUUUGGAAGGUUUUAACACCGGAGACUCUGAUUGGUUGGAUGACACAAGAGAGCGGGGCCAAUGUGGUUCGGCACAUGACGUAACAUGAGGGGAAAUGGUGGACAAAAUUAGGUGUAAAACUACAACGCCAGAACAUUUAAAGUGUAAAAAAAAUGUACAUAAAUAUGUAUUAAAAUAAAGUGUUUUUUUGGCAGGUAUUUCGUUUUUUUUCCUGAAAUAUUUAAAGGGGAACUGCACUUUUUGGGGGGGAAUUGUGUCUAUCAUUCACAAUACAUGUAAGACAAUAAAAUGUUUAUUAGGGAGGAGCGAAACAAUUCAAAAGGCACUGAUUGGUCGGUUUAAAUAGGAGGGCGGGGCCAAAGUGGUUCGAUUCAGGUGUUUAAA